Messenger RNA from Oppiella nova, 2844 nucleotides. The record is from the annotation of a GenBank genome assembly. Lineage: Eukaryota; Metazoa; Arthropoda; Arachnida; Sarcoptiformes; Oppiidae.
AUGCGGCCGGCGCUCAUUAUGGUCUUGCGACGCCUCGACAAGACCUUCACGAAGAUCGCCAAGAAGUCGGCCAUCAAGCGCUCGACGGAUUGGGAGGCGGCCAAACGGCUGCUCAAAGGCGUGUACCUGACGUUCACGCGCCACCCCUACAUCGUGCAUCUGCCGCAUCUCAAGUCUCUCAUCUCCGUCUGUCAGAAUAUCGUGUUGGGCGACCAGACGCCGCACGCGGACACCGCGCUGCUCGGCGGGAGUUCCGUGCCGUCGUGGGCGGUCGCGCUGUCGCAGUCGUCGCCGCCGGGCUUCACGUCUGUGGCCGUGCGUCUCAUUGCGAUGCAAAUGCUUCAGUUGGGCGACAGUCAGACUCUGGAAACCGUGUGUUCGGGCGCCUUCUCGUCGCCCGAGAAGUCCGAGAUCUACCUCAUGAACCUCAUAUACCCCAUGUGUAUACGCAUCAGUUCCGGCCUCAAAGAGGUGCCCAAACUCAGGCAGUGCGACAUCAACUUCACGCUCACUGUUGUCCUCAAUUGCCUCAAACCCAUUCCUCUGAAGCCCGUCAAAGGCUCCGACUCUUCGUCGGGACAGUCGUUGUCGCAAAACACCGUCCAUUCGGUCGGCUUUCUCGAGGUGCCCAAACUCAGGCAGUGCGACAUCAACUUCACGCUCACUGUUGUCCUCAAUUGCCUCAAACCCAUUCCUCUGAAGCCCGUCAAAGGCUCCGACUCUUCGUCGGGACAGUCGUUGUCGCAAAACACCGUCCAUUCGGUCGGCUUUCUCGGACUCAAGAUAAUGAUGGUGUGUUUCGAGCGCCAACUGACCACCGAGUGGUACCGAAUCUCGCGCACGAUCCGCGAGCUGGCCAAUCGCGGCCAGGGAGGUGUGACGCUGUGGAACUUCCUCGACUUUGUGGUCACUUACAGAACACCGCUUUUUCUGCUUCUCUUUCCGGUCAUAAAAUGCAAAUAUUUGCUCAAAAUCUGCGACAAUGACGUGGAAUACGGAUAUCAACAGCAGAUCCGCGAAAAGAUGUCGGGUUUGGGACUUCCGUUCGGUCGCAGCAAAGGUUGCAAAUGGACUCUAAAUGACUGCGAAAUUAACGCGAAUCUCAUUUUAGGCCAACUUUUGGUGCAAUUGAUGUCCGAAAUGCGUCUUCUGAGAGAAGAACUCAUUUCGCGCAAGACUUUGCCGCCAGUGGACGACCGGAAGUCCAUAGUUGGCGACCAGUCGUCGUCCGAACGCCCGGAAGGCCACCGCCUGUCCUUCGCAUUCACGCAAAUGGCGGCCUCGGCCUCCAAGCUCUCCAACAUCUCGUCCUCCAACUCAAACACUCCGCAGAGUCACCAACAGUCUGGCGGAGAGCCGAGUGUCGCCUAUAAUACGCCCACCUCUUCCAAGGCGUCGCUUCUUCGGGGACUCAGUUUCCGACUGUCGGCCAGAGGCGAACAGCGAGUGUUUCCGCCGCGCAAUCUGUCCGUCAAGUUGUCGCGGGACUCGAAGCGCGUGAUGGAGGGCUUCCUGCGCCGCACCUCUUAUCCCGACCCGAAGGAGGCGGCGCCCCCGGGAGGCGUGGAGGCGGAGAGUCGUUCGGCGCAAUCGGAGCCGAAACUGUUCCGCAAAUCGACGCUUCACGUGAAGCGCGGGUCGAAGAAGAGUGCGAAAGAGAGUUCUUUGAGUCCGCAGUCUCUGAGCGGAGAGGCGUUGGCCGAAGGCGUGACCGCCGAAGACGAGCACGAGAUCCGGGCGCAGAUCGCGCGCAAACUGUCGGGCGAGGGAUCGGGCAGUUGUUCCCGAAGCGACUCUCCCGACGAAGAGCGCGCUCUGAAGCACCGCUUGCAGCGCCAGAAGGCGCAGUCGCGCAAGACUUUCCGCUUCCGGAAGUCGCGUCGCGGCGCCGGCUUCCUGCAGAAGGAGGAAGAGGAGGACAAGAGCCGAAGCAAAGCGGAGGACGACACGACUGACGGCCGAGAGGUGGCGCUCGCGGAGGAGGAGAGCUCGUCGAUCAUAGAGCGCAGUCGCGACGGCAGAGACGACGAGAGCUCUUCGAUGGAACUCUUGUCGCCGAAAGAGCCGAAGAACGCGUCUUCGGACGAGUCGGUGGACGAGUCGGCGGCGCUGUUGGCGAACGACGAGUCGAACAACACUUCGUUUCCCUUCGCGGACGAAGAGGAAGACAAUCCCUUCAUCCUUUAUUCAUUUGCUGUGUUUGUGGUGAAGAGCGACGAGUUCGCGGCGCGAGAGGUUGUCCUCUUCGGUGACGGGCGUCAACUCCAGAGCGCCGGCCAUCCACUUCUUCGCCUCGUCCACGCGCUUGUCGGCGAUCAGCGUUUUGCUGAUCCACAGCUGAUUCCCAAUCCAGUCGAGAGCACUCAACGCCUCCUUAUAGGAGGACUCGGGCGGCGCGUCGAAGAAGGUGGCGGCGAUCUUGCGCUCCAUCCACGACAGACCGGCCACUUCGUAACACCAACGGCCGUACAUGUGAUGGAGGAGCCGGUCGUUGGGGUCGACCUCUCGCGCGACGUCCGCGUGCUUCUUGAACUCGUGGCCGAAUUGGAUGCGCUCUUUGGUGCCGACGAAGGGAGCGAUGCGUCCGACGGCCGCGCAGCCACGAAAAGGCCUAUAAAUAGAGGUUUGACUCAUGAAUGCGUUUACCAUUUGUUGGCCUCGAGAGCCCGGGGCGCCGCCUCCAGCGCUCGGCGGGCGUGCGCCACCGCCUCCUGCACGACCCCCUUCACGGCGUCCUUGGGCGCCCCCUCCGCCUCCUUCAAGUCCGACAUAAUUAGCGCCGCUUUCGCCAAACGCCAACUCACGGCCAGCGAGCCGUCGGCUCUUUGCAUGAGAGCGGCGUAG